Messenger RNA from Echinostoma caproni, 636 nucleotides. The record is from the annotation of a GenBank genome assembly. NCBI's taxonomy places the organism in Eukaryota, Metazoa, Platyhelminthes, Trematoda, Plagiorchiida, Echinostomatidae.
AUGGCGAAGUUAACAAUGAUGAUCUUACUUACGCUAAUAUAUCUCCAUGUAACUGAACACGGAUUAUGUGAUGCUAGCUGCCCUUCCGAAUUCGAAGAAAUCGAUGGCAAUUGGUGCUUCAAAUGGAUUACAAAGAACACGACUUAUUGUGAAGCCAAUGAGGUCUGUUUAAACGAGGGUCUGAAAUUGGGUUUUCGUCUUUUUCUGGUCGGAUAUCACGCUAAAGUGGUUCCGAAACAUUUCUCGGGUAAAGAAACAGUGCCCACAACUAUAACUGCACUUUUGAAUCGAUCGACUAAUUUACGUGAUGGUUGGCGAGUUGGUGAUCCGGGUAUGGCGGAUUUUGUUUUUGAUCCCACGGAUAAUUACCUCCCUUGGCGAUAUACGGAGCCCAAUAAAAUGCAACAGCGUAUAGCAGUUUUUAUGCGCAAUGAAUUGUACGAUAAUGAGCAGUUUUACUCAAGAUACUCCGGUGCACUUUGUGAACUUGCACAGAAACCAAUCAGUGAAUAUCCAGAGAAAAUGCGAUUGAAUUGGCCUUACCCUCUCACGUCGCUCUUUCUGACGGACGCCAGUAAUCAAGGAUGUUUUGAACAGAAAGACUCACCUACUUUGUUACAUUGCGCCAAGUUGUGA